CCAUUGCGGGCUAUGCAACAGAAAUUUCAAGACCGCCAGCCGUUUAUUGCGACACGAAAGAGAAGCCAAGGUCCACCAGGAUAUGCUUGCGGCUCGUGGGGAGGAGGUACAGCCGUGGGUCCCUACCAAGGGCAAGUCCGUCAAGCCACGCUGCCAACGGUGUGUCAAGAGACAUCACGCGUGUGACAGGCAACAACAUUGCGGCAGAUGCAAAGAUGACGGCAUUCCCGCCGAGGAAUGCAUCCAUUAAGCGCUAGGCGUCGGCGGGCAGGACGGCGGAGGCGAGGAAGCCGGCGGCGCCGAUGGGGGAGAGCGUACAUUGCGAGCAGAGAUGGUGCCAUUGUUGCAAAAGACUGAUCCUGUGUUCGCGCUUGUUGUUAGGGGCGAGUUUGAAGAGUUUGAAAAGGUGGAAGAAUUGGAGCCGAAGGAGGAGAGGGCUACUAGUAAGGGUUUUUUUGUCCCCCGGGUAGAGCGUGCAUUGCGAGCAGAGAUGGUGCCCUUGUUACAGAAGACUGAUCCUGUGUUCGCGCCUGUUGUCAAGGGCGAGCCUGAAGAGCCUGAGAAGGUCGAUGAACCAGAGGAGCCGAAGCAGGAGAGGGCUGCUAGCGAGGGCCUUUUUGUCGCUCCGGACGCCGCGGCUAACGAAGCUGACCCCUUCGCCGAUGACCAUGACACAACCAUGGUGGAUGCUUCGAUUGUGGACACUUCGGUGGUUGACGCAUCGAUGGUAGAUGCCCCUCCGCCGUCUUCGGCGCCAACUGCAACCUCUACCAUCAAAGCUGAGCCCGUCGAGUCGGUUCUUCUGCAAAGCGGUAACCAAGCUUCGGUUCCCGCAGUCACCAAUGAUCACGCCUCACUGGUUCAACCAGCUGUUGAAACCACUCCAGCCCCUGCCGUUGCUGCUCCUCAAGCUGUUGCUGCUCCUCAAGCUGUUGCUCCCACUGAGGCCAUUCAACCUGGUACCGCUGCUCCCGAGGCAGCCCAGGCCGUUGGUGUUGCUCAUGAGCGCGCUCGAGCUGCUACUGCUGGCCCCGAGGCCGUUGGAACUGCUAAUGUUGUUCCUCAGCCUCCGCGAGCUGCUACUGCUGGUCCCGAUCCUAUCUCUAACAUCAAGCGGGAGCCACUGGAAGAUCACAGCUUGCUCACCAGCUUCUGCAGUGAGCGCAAUCCCAACUCUGACGACGAGGAAGAGGAUUCUACCGCGACAGAGGGCGAGGAUGACGAGGGCGAUGAAGAUGAAGAUGAUGACAAUGCUGAAUCAUCAUCAGACGAGGACAGCUCCCGGGCCCCAAGUGUCGACAUGGACCUUGUGAAGCCAGAGCCCGCCGAGCAAUGAGUGACUCUGACAUUCGUGGGUUGCUCGCCAGCUGUUCAUAUUACGCUGUACAUGAUUGACAUUUGUGGGGCUAUGGGUCGUCGAUGGUCUGGUCGGAAAAAUAAUGGAAUGGGUCAUAAAGGAUGUGAUGCCACUUAAGGGCGUUCCUGGCGUCAUCGGAUAUGGCAGGAAAAUAUGGCGGUCUUGUGUGGUUUAUAUUUGGGCUUAGGUG
Neurospora tetraspora is the source of this 1547-nucleotide messenger RNA. RefSeq lists its product as uncharacterized. The coding region runs from base 332 to 1336 and encodes 334 amino acids. Lineage: Eukaryota; Fungi; Ascomycota; Sordariomycetes; Sordariales; Sordariaceae. The transcript has a single exon. The record is from RefSeq and is a predicted model, not a curated record.